AAUCGAAUGAGAUAUUUGUGUGUAGAAGAUGUUCGACAAUCUAGAGUGCCGCGAAAAACUAUCGAAAAUCGGCUACUAAAAGAAAACUAUUUGCAUCCAUUACCGAUGCUCUCACCAAUCAAUCAAAAACGUUUGUGGUUUUAUUUAUUUAUCAUUUUGUAGUCGCGCUGUGUGUCGGUUUCUUUAAAUUUUAGUUUUUUUUUAUUAUUACCAUAGUGUGAUGGUAUUAUAGUGUAGUAAAAAUAUGGUGGUAGUGAUGGUAAAUAGAUGAAAUCAGUGUUACCGACAUAAUACACACGAAAAUUUUGAAAAAAGUGAAGUGUUACCAACAUCAGGUUGUAAAAAGAAAUAAAAAUGGAGAAUUGGUGGUGCCGUUUUGCCGUACAACAAUAUUAAUUCGCUGUGUAUUAUUAGACAAACUGUGCAUUUUAGUGUAAAUAAUAUUGAUAAACUCUAGUCGUUAGUUUGUUAAGUGUUUGUAGCUAAGUGAAAAUCGGAAAACCGCAGAAAAAUCGACGGUAAAAACAAUUUUCGCGUCAAGUGUAUGGUUCGGCAUUUUUUUUUUAAUGAUGGUGGUAGAAAAUGAAACGCUUGCUUUUGUCUCGCAUCAAAAUACGGAACAUCAUGCAUGCCAACAACGCACCAUUUUCCAUUGAAUGAAAUUCAAUCCACCACACUUUCCAUUUAAAUAAUUAUGGAAGAGUCAUCAUCGUCAACCGAUCGUUUAGUGGAUGACGAUCAUCUGCCAAUGAUCACAUUGACCAACUAAAUGCACACAAUCCAAUAAAGGAGAAACCAAGAAAACCAAGUAAAAAGAAAAGGAAAAUCCUCCGGAAGAAAAAUUUCAAAAAAUUGGAAAAGUCUCGUGACCACCAUACACACAACCGGACAUUUUUUUAACAUUAACGUACAUUGGAGACCAAUACUCUCUCCUUGAAGCAAAUUUUUUUUAUAUUUUGUUAGAAUUUUGUUUGUCUAUUUUGUAUUCCGUUCAAAAAAACACCGCCAGCGAAUAACAUCGUGUUGGAGCAGAAAACUGACCCCACUGCUAAUUUAUACAUAUGAACAAGGACGAAGCGGACAGAGUUUCGUUAUUAAAUUAUUACACGCUUAGUAGAUAUUAAUAGAGUAACGUAACAAAGUGCAAAGUUUACUCGAAAUUAAAUUAUUUGAUAAUUUGUCUAAUUCUAAAUGGAUGGAAAUGCGCAGAAUAUGUUUCACGGAAAUCAUCAAGGUGAUGCAUACUACCGAUACGAUGCAGCCGCACCACGACCGAUGGGACCACCUGGCGCGUACGCCCGACAUCGUGCUCCACAUCCGUUGCAACAGCAACAACCCCAAUAUCCAUCAUACCAAUCACCUGCGGACAACAUGUAUUCCAUGGGUGAUCAACACGGCGGUUUAGCUGGUCUUGGUGAUUUGGGUGGAUGGGGAACGCCGGCCAAUGCACAAGCUGGUCCAUAUCCGGCAAGUGGAAUGGCAUACGGACAUCCACAAGCUGCACCACAGUCGCAACGUCAAUCACAAUCACAGGCUGGCUAUCGGCAACACAUUUCCGCGUAUCCACAACAAGAUCCGCAGAAAAUGCAAUUUCCUGGCCAGCAAGGACUGAUGCUCCAACAGCAAGGCUAUGGAGCGUUGAGUCAACAACAAGCCCAGCAACAACGUGUUCCACAGCAUUACAGCCAAGCAGCUGCGCAUCCGAUGUAUCCGGGAGCCCCCCAAGCUCAACCGACGAGUCAAUCGCAGUAUGGAUCGUAUGCGUCAACGGCGGCAAUGCAACAUCAAUCGAGUCGACCACCACAACAUGUAUCUUACGGACAUAGCCAAUUAGAUCAGCCAAGUUAUCAACAUUUAACUAAUUCGGCAGCGCCCAAUCUGCAUUUGCCAAGUGCCCAAAGUCAGCCCCAACAACAUUCGAAUCAUCCGAGUCAACAGAGUCAAGGUCAUUUGGGUCAAGCACAGCAGAGUCACAUAUCACAUCCAGUUCAGCCACAAUCUCAAAUUCAUUCAAAUCAGGUUGUUCAUCCACCGCAACAGCAAGCACAUCCGCAGAACCAUUCACAGCAUCCUGGACUUGUUCCUCAUUCAAAUGUCCAACAAAGUGCAUCAAAUAUACCGACAAGUGUACAGCAAUCUCAUUCGAAUUUGGGCCAUUCGCAGUCACAACAUCCCCAACAGCAGGCUCAACUUCAAAAUCUAAUGCAUCCCGUCGGAUCUGUGCCCGUUCAACUUCAACCGCCUUUAGUUUCUCAACAGCAGCAACAACAAAAUCAAACGGGCCAUCCAAUCGGCCAACAGCUCGGUUUACAAAUGCCACAUAAUCAUCCUGUGCAAGGCUAUGGAGUACCACAUCCGAACCAAUCUGGGCCACAGCAAACACCAUACAUUACACCAUCGAAGCCACAAUCACAAUCACAGCAACAACAGCAAUCCCAAGCUCAACAAAUGGGUAGUAGUCCACAGUAUCGAGCGCCAUUUCCCCAAUUAUCACCACAAAUGUCACCGCGACCACCUCAAAUGUCGCCACAUUCACAAAUGUCUCCACGACAAGUAAUGUCGCCCGCCAAACCAUUACAACAAACUCCACUAUCACCACAUCCGCAUAUGCCGAGCGGUCCGAGCCCACGACCUAAUCAGCAAUCUGGCAUGCCCACUCAGCAGUCAUCUAAGGCAUCAUCCGGAUCGGUGUCCACAUUGCAAGCAUUGGAACAGAUGGUAAUGCCUCCGUCCAACAAUAACGGUGGCAAUAACAUUGAAUAUCCGCCGUCACCGUAUCGGCCGCCAUUGCAUCAACAGCAACAGCUGCAAUCGAAUCCGCUGUCACCAAUGGGACCACGAAUGCCAAUGUCGCCCCAACAUCAACAAUGGCCAGCAAUUAAUCGACCGUCUAGCGGUCUAGGAAAUAACACAAAUUUAAAUCAUCAGCAGCAGCAACAACAGCAACUUAUGUACGAUCAACAAAACAUGCCACAGAAAGUAUACGCACAAUUACCAUCUAUGUCGCAAAUGAAUGAAUUAACUCCCCUAUCGAUGCCACCGACCAGUCGAAGUUUGUCACCGUUCAAUAUUGCCGAACUGGACAGUAAAAAGCCAAGCGAAUACAGUAUGAUGCAACAGUCGUCUGAGCCGGCACUAAGCAUACCGAAUUUAGUCAAUCAAGAUACUCCGGUAUCGACGGCCGACGUUAAUUUGCUCGAUCCAUUUUCGGCUGUCAUGGAACCAAUUGCACCAACCGUGACGCCCGUUCCUAUAGAGAAAACUCAUUCGGAAAAUACUCAUCAACUUCAACAGCAGAUGCUACAUCAGCCUCAACUCCACCGACAUGAUGACAUACCACAACAGCAGCAGCAGCAACAACCAUCACUUCAGCAUCAACAAUCAAUGAUGGCUGAUCAACAGCUGCAGCAACAUAGUUCAUCAACAAAUUUACAAAAUCAAAAUCAGAUCAAUCAAUCACAACAGUUGCAUCAACCGCAACUCAAUACACCUCCUCAACAACAACAACAACAAAUUGAACCACAUCACGCAUUGCAAGCAUCGACCAAUGACGAUUCAUCGAUGAUGCAAUCGCUGAACGACAAUUCGAAUUCGAACAAGUCGAUGCCGGCACAGUCAUUGGAUGUCAUGAAAUUAUCCGAAUCCGAUUCGACGAAUGAAAAUUCGAAUCAUCCGCAGGAGAAUAUCAAUGAAGAAAGCAUGUCUUCGCUUCGUGGCAAUGACGAUCAAAGUCAAGACGGACUGUCAGCUGAAACAAUGAAAAGUAUAACUGAAACAUUACGAUCGCCUGAAGCCAGUCCGCCGCCACAAGAAGAACCGGAACCGGAUCCACAACCUAUCGAAUCGACACAUUCGGAACCAGAGCCAAUGCCACAAGAGUCUCAAGCCGAAAGUGUACCAUCACCGACACCAGAAGAAAGUUCGGAAACAAAUGAAAUUGAAGCAACACUGCCCACCACCGAACCAACGCCAGUUGAACCAGCUCCAAUUACACCACCAAUCGUAAUUGCAGCUCCGAUCGCUCCUUCUAUUACACCGCCCGAAGAGAAUCUUCCAAUAGUGGAGUCGACUUCACAAGCGGAACCCACACCAACUGCACAACCGCAAAUAACAACGAACGUACAGACACAACCGACUGCCGUAUCGAGUGCAACUCAGCCUGCUGUUGUACAGAAUGCAUUGAAUGCCCAGUCACAGAUGAUGCAACCGACAGUGCCCAUGACUAUGAUGCCUGGGCAAACCAUGUACGAUCCAAUGUUGAUGGGAGCUCGUCCGCCAGUGGCUACAACCGGAAUGCAUGGAAUGAUGGGUUAUCCACCAGCUCCAAUAACUCAUCACGCUGAAAGGGCUGCGUUGCAACAACAAUUACAGGAAAUGUACUGCAUGCCACCGAAUCAAGAAAUUCAAGAGAAAAUUGUUAGACUCCAAGAACGAUUGAAUUUGCUCAGUCAACACGAGGCAAACGAUCAGUGUACUGGUGGACCACAAUGUAUAUUACAAAGUCCAUUGUAUUCAGCGCCAAUGAUCGACAGUCCACAAGUAUCAAGUACGACUGGACGAGGUCGUGGCCGAGGAUCGUCAAAGCCCAGAAAACCCCGAAUUAAGAAAGCAGAAAAGUUACUAUUGCAACAGCAACAGCAGCAACAACAACUAUCACAAAUCAGUGCCGAUUCUGGAGACAGUUUACCGUUGAAAAAUCCAGAACAAUUACCGGUGUCCGAGGAUUGUGUCACACCCGGCGCUGGAUUGGCCGGCCUGACCGAAUUGAGCAACGAAAUGACUGAUUUGAACGAAGGUGACGACCAGUCGCAAGAUAGAUCAUUUGCUGAUCUCGAUGCAUCAACAACCGAGGGUCGAAAAACGAAAAAACCCCGAAAGCCUCGCACGCCCAAAGAUCCGAAUAAGAUCAAACCAAAAGCUCCGAAAGAGCCAAAGGAACCGAAAGAGCGCAAGAAGCGUGAACCACGUGAUCCCAAUGAACCGAAAAAGAAACGCGGUCGCAAGCCCAAUGCUGAAAAACAGUUGCUGGAUCAAAGCGGCGAUCAAUCAAUGUCGUUGGACACAAGUACCGAAUUAAAUCGUACCGACGACGCAUCGUCACCGAUUCCAACGAAUCAGUCUGAUGAUGGUAAGUCAAAUGAUGGAAAUAAUCUGUUGGGAGGAAGUGAUGAAGUUACCGAUUUUGAUGACAUUCCAGUGUCGAAAAUUCCAAUAAAAAGCUUGCUAGAAGAUGCAGCUAAAAAGGCUGAAUUGGAAGGUGAAAAUUCGCAAAGUUCCAUGCCCGAAGAUGGUAGCACGCCGAAACGAAGUAGAAAAUCAACCGGUGGUCCACGACCAGGCAGUGGACGAAAGCGAGGCAGUACAAAGAGUGGCAAAAAGCGCUUGAGACACCGCGGACGCAUUGUACCCGAAUCGGAUGGCGAAGCCGAUGAUUUGAUAACAACGCCACCACCCAGUCCGCCGAUUGAUCCUGAAUUCGAUAGUUCCAAGCGACGAUCGGCUCGUAACACUCAACGCAAGAAGUAUGUCGAUGAUGUUAUGCUGAGUAUAUCGGAUGAAGAGUCCGGAAUCAUUUCGCCGACCCCAGUCAAAAUUCCGAAGGAAAAGAAAGACGAUUCGGAGAAGAAGGAUGCGGAUGGUGAAGAUUUGGACAAAACUGAUGAAGGCGAUGAAGUUUCUACCACCGAAAAUGUGGACAGUGCUGAGAAGAAGGAAAAGGUGGAAAAACCAGAAAAGAGAAGUGAAAAGGCGGAAAAAUCAACGGAAAUCGAUAACAAACCGAACUACGUGUACGUAAAUACGACGGACGAAGACUCAAUGGUCGUUCAGCAUGUGUUGGCAAUGCGAAUGGGUAAACGGGAAUUGUUACCAGAACCGAAACAAAAGAAACGAAAACCGAAAAAGGAAGAUGAAAAGUCCGUCAAAGAUGAGGCGGAAAAAGAAAACGAGGAAAAAGACGAGAAGAUUGAGGAGAAAUCGGAGGAGGAUAAACCAGCCGAUGAAACUACUGACGUCAAACCUGAAAAAGAAGACGUCGAAAUGUUAGAGGUGCCAACAAUCCCUAAAGAAACUGACGAAGAAAGUGAAACGAACGAUGACCCGAAAUCCAACAAAGAUGCUCCAUCUACGGACACUGAAGAAGAGGAAGCUGUGGUAACAGAGAAAGUGGAUAAGGAGGAGAAGGAGGACAAAAAAGAAGAAGUCGCCGAGAAAGAGGAAAUGGAGGUGGACGAAACCAACGAAGAUACCGUUGAAGACAAAGACGAGAAAAUGGAGGAUGAGGAGGAGGAAGAGGACGUAGCAUCGCCCAAAGAAGUCACAGAAAAAGUCGACGAUAAGUCAGAUAAUGACGAGACCAAAGAAAUUGAACCGAAAGUCGAAAAGAAAAGCGAUGACACAGAGCCAAAAGUCGAAACCGAUGCAUCGUCAAACAAAUCCGAUUCGGAUUCAGAUUCAUCAUCCGAUUCGGAAGACGAAAAGGAUAAACCACCGCCAGUUAUGGUCGAUGUGGAAGAGUAUUAUGUGAAAUAUCGCAACUUCUCGUAUCUGCAUUGUGAGUGGCGAACCGAAGAGGAAUUGUUCAAGGGAGAUCGUCGCGUUGCCGCCAAAAUCAAACGUUUCCAAUUGAAGCAAGCGCAACAAAUGAACAUUUUCGAAAAUCUCGAUGAAGAUCCCUUCAAUCCGGACUUCAUUGAAACGGAUCGUGUAUUGGACGUAUCCGAACACACCGACUCGCAGACCGGUGAAAAGGCCACACAUUACCUUGUCAAGUGGAAGAGUUUACCGUAUGAAGACAGUACAUGGGAAUUGGAGAAGGACGUAGAUCCAGUCAAAAUUGAGCAAUUCUAUCAAUUCACCAAAAUUCCACCGAAAGACAAAUGGAAACCGAAACGUAGACCAACUGCUGAACAGUGGAAACAGUUGCCGGAGACACCUGUCUACAAAGGCAACAACACGCUGCGACCGUAUCAAUUGGAAGGAUUGAAUUGGUUGAAAUUUUCGUGGUACAAUUCGCACAAUUGUAUCUUGGCCGAUGAAAUGGGUCUGGGUAAAACCAUUCAAAGUUUGACCUUUGUCCACUCGUGCUACGAGUAUGGAAUGCGUGGACCAUUUUUGGUUAUUGCUCCACUGUCGACCAUUCCCAAUUGGCAGAGAGAAUUCGAAAGCUGGACCGACUUAAACGUUGUCGUUUACCACGGUUCGGUGACUAGCAAGCAAAUGAUUGCCGAAUAUGAAUUUUACUACAAAAACGACAAUGGCAAGACUAUCAAAGACUUGAACAAAUUUAAUGUUUUGAUCACAACGUUCGAGAUGAUUGUCACCGACUACGCUGAUUUGAGAUUAUUCAAUUGGCGAGUAUGUGUUAUCGACGAGGCUCAUCGCUUGAAGAACCGUAACUGCAAACUGCUCGAAGGCCUACGACAAUUGAACUUGGAACAUCGAGUUUUGCUGUCCGGAACCCCACUGCAGAACAAUGUCAACGAAUUGUUUUCGUUGCUGAAUUUCCUCGAACCGACACAAUUCGCUAGCUGCGAUGCUUUCCUCAAGGAAUUCGGUAGUCUGAAAACCGAAAGCGAGGUACAGAAAUUGCAAGCCCUGCUGAAACCGAUGAUGUUGCGUCGUCUAAAGGAUGACGUGGAAAAGUCAUUGGCACCGAAAACGGAGACAAUUGUCGAGGUGGAGCUGACCAAUAUCCAGAAGAAAUACUACCGCGGCAUCUUGGAGCAGAAUUUCUCGUUCUUGAAGAAAGGAACGACGGCACAGAAUAUUCCAAAUCUGAUGAACACCAUGAUGGAGUUGCGAAAGUGCUGUAUUCAUCCGUAUCUGCUGAACGGAGCCGAAGAUCAAAUCCAAUACGAUUCUCGACACACCCACGGUGAAGAUCCCGAUUCCUACUACAAAAACUUGAUUUUAUCCGCCGGUAAAAUGGUGCUCAUUGACAAACUGUUACCGAAACUGCGGUCGAACGGCCAUCGAGUGUUGAUAUUCAGUCAGAUGGUUCGUUGUUUGGACAUUCUAGAAGAUUAUCUGAUUUACCGCAAGUAUCCGUUUGAACGAAUUGAUGGUCGGAUUCGCGGUAAUUUGCGUCAGGCUGCCAUCGAUCGAUACUCGAAACCAGAUUCCGAUCGAUUUGUAUUUUUGCUGUGUACAAAGGCUGGUGGUUUGGGUAUUAAUUUGACCGCUGCCGAUACGGUCAUCAUCUACGACAGUGAUUGGAAUCCACAGAACGAUUUACAGGCACAGGCUCGUUGCCAUCGUAUCGGACAACAGAAAAUGGUGAAAAUCUAUCGUCUGCUGUGCCGUAACACAUACGAACGUGAAAUGUUUGACAAGGCCUCGUUGAAAUUGGGUCUGGACAAGGCUAUUCUACAGAGCAUGAACACCGGCCUCAAUUCAUCCGGCAAGGAGACCGGAACACGUCAAUUGUCUAAGAAAGAAAUCGAAGAUUUACUGAAGAAAGGUGCCUACGGUGCCGUAAUGGACGACGAUAACGCGGGUGAUAAAUUUUGCGAAGAAGACAUCGACUCGAUUUUGGAGCGUCGAACGCAAGUUAUUACCAUGGAGUAUGAGAAAGGUUCAACGUUCUCCAAGGCAUCAUUUGCCGCUUCCGGUAAUAGAUCGGAUAUUACGAUUGACGAUCCAGAUUUCUGGACGAAAUGGGCAAAGAAGGCGGAAAUUAACGAAAAUGCCGGCGAGCCGGAACAGGAAGAUUUGAUCAUUGCCGAACCGAGACGACGCACACAAAUCAAACGCUAUGGCCACGAUGAGGGUGUCAUGGAUAUGUCCGAAGAAUCGGCACAAUCUGCACAGUCCGAUGAAGAAGAGGGCAUGGGCCUGCGUAGCAAACGAAAACGCGACAAAUUCAAGAAGGGUAAACCCGGAAACGACGAUUACAUUCCCAGAGAUCGUGACACAUUGGCUGCUCUCGGAAUGGAAGAUGUUACGUACGGAUCGUGGGCCCGAUCUGAAUGCUUCAAAGUGGAAAAGGGUUUACUGUCCUAUGGAUGGGGCCGAUGGACUGAAAUCAAUGAACAAGGCCAGUUCAAACGUGGCUGGGCAUUGUCCGACAUCGAAGAUUGUGCGCGAGUAAUUCUUCUCUACUGUCUGCAAGUGUACCGCGGCGACGAGAAAAUUAAGAAUUUCAUUUGGGAUCUGAUUACACCCACCGAAUCGGGUGAAGAGAAUAAGAUCAGUCGCAAUCACAGUGGCCUGCACAAUUUGGUGCCGCGUGGACGCAAUGCCAAAGGUCGUAAAGGCGGUAAGGGUCCGAAAGAGAAUCCCGUGCCCAAAGAGAAAAUACCCGGCGCACAAAAUAUUCUCGAUCCGAAUCAUUGGAGUCGAGAUGAGAAAUAUAAUGCGGAAGAAUUUUUGGAACCGCCGUAUAAAAAGCACUUGGGACGACAUGCCAACAAGGUUUUACUACGUGUUCGAAUGCUGUACUACAUUAAACAUGAAGUGAUCGGUGAUUUGGUACAACAAAUAACUGACGGAGCCGUUGCAAGCGAACUCCCAAUUUGCCCGCCGCCAACCAACGAUCAGGUGCCAAGCUCUUGGUGGAUACCGAAAUGUUGCGAUAAAAGUCUAUUGGUGGGAACGUAUAAGCACGGCUGCGAAAAUUAUCGUCCGAUACGAUGUGAUCCGGCACUAUGUUUUGUAACACAUCUUGGUCCCGGCGACGAUACCAGCUUUAUACCAGCAAACGAGGACGAUGGCAAUUCCAAACACGAAACGGAAGAAGACGUUGACGACGAUGGCACGGCCACCAAAGAUUCGGACUCGAAAGCCACCGACUCGAAAGAUGCCGAAUUCGAUCGGCCCAGUUCAUCAGUUACACCCGCAGGAAUUGACGACGAUGAGAGUGUGUACAAUGCUGGUGGUGCUACGACAUCAUCAGCUCCUGACGAUCAAAUAUGGCCAUCGAUGCAGGAUUUGAAUACGCGAUUGCGUCGUGUUAUCACAUCGUAUCAGCGCAACUACAAGAAGGAAGAAUUGAAGCAACAGCAGAAGGCUAAGCUGCAAGCCAUGGUCAACACACAACCGGUGCCAACAUUACAAUCGGCCACAACAUCAGCCCAAAAUGCUAACACCAACUUAACCCAAGCAAUGGCUGCAGUCCAUCAACAGCAACAACAACAACAGCAGCAACAGCAACAACAACAGUCCCAGCAUCAACAACAACAAUCCCAGCAACAUCAACAACAACAAUCACAACAACAACAACAAAAUGCCCAGCAAUCCCAGCAAUCUCAAAUGCAACAAUCUUCACAACAAUCGCAGCAGGGCAAUGCGUCCCAAUCGCAACAUUUACCAACGGCAGCUGAUAUACAGCUGAUGAUCAGUUUAGGUUUGGGUUUGAAUCCGUCCGAUGCGUCGCAAUUGGCUAAUUGGGAUCUGCAAAAAUUGGCCAUGUUGUUGAAAAUGGAACGUCGUGACAAAAUCGAACAAGCCGUCAAAGAACGCGAACGUGUCCGUUUAGACGCUGUACAAAAGAAGUGGAAUCGUCGCGAAGAAAGUGAAUUCUUACGCGUACUUACCGGCUACGGCGUCGAUUUACAACAGUGCACAAACAUACCGACGCCGGAUUGGAUGCGAUUCAAAGCCAUGGCUAAAUUGGAUAAGAAAAGCGACGAAAGUCUGAGCGACUACUACAAAGUGUUCAUUGCAAUGUGUAAACGACAGGCGGGUGUAAGAUUAAGCGAAGAUGAUAAGGGACUGGAGGGUAUUAUCGAUGACAUUAGCGAGGAUCACGCACGGCUUGUGUUGGACCGAUUGGAGCUGUUGUCGAAACUGCGAGAGGUUGUAAAAAGUCCGCAGUUGGACGAGCGACUGUUGUUAUGUCAAAAUAAUUUCGAUACGCCUGACUGGUGGGAAUCGGGAAAACAUGAUCGAGAAUUGAUACGUGCCGUUCUCAAGCAUGGUCUGUAUCGCUCUGAAUACUACAUUUUCAACGAUCCGGAAUUCAGUUUCAGUAAAUCGGAACGAAUCUUCGUGGAAGAAAUGGAGAAACAUUUGAUGAAAGUUCAAUUGGCCGAGGCCGAAGCAGAAGCCCUGGACAAUAAGGAACGAAUCAUCAAAUUGGAGCAGGGUGACAGUACGAUGCACAUUGAAAAGGUGAAGAAAGAAGAACCAGAGGUGAUCGAAGUGAAGGAAACUGAAGAGGUGAAAGAGGUUAAGACUGAGGAAAGUCCUGAAAAAUCGAUCCCAGAAAAGGAGUCGACCACCGACGAUGAUGUCGUCGUUCCUGUGGCUGAUGAAGAGACUCCAGUUCGUAGCCCAACAGCGUCGCCAGAGAAAAUUGAGAAAGUCGAUGAUUCGAAGGCUGAAGAAACUAAAGAUGAAGACGUUGAAAAAAUGGAAGUUGACGAGGCGGAGGAUAAAAAAGAAGACGAAGAAAAAACUGAAACCGAUGAAACUGUCACUACUGAUGUCAAAGAAGAGGUUGAAGACAAGGUCGAAGAUAAAACUGAAACUAAAGAGAACGAUGUCGACGAACCAAUGGUGGAAGAUGUUCCGACCGUUGACAAAGACGAAAAAGUCGAAAAAGACGAGAAAGAACCAGCGGACGAGAAGGUCGAGACAAUCGAGAAAAACGACACAAAAGAAGAUGAAACUGAAGACAAGGAAAAGCCGGAAACUAAAGAUGAGAAGGAAGACGACGAUGUUGUUGCCGCUGAAGUUGAGACCGACAACAAGGAAGUCAAAGAACCUGCAACACCACCGGCCAAAGUGGAAGAAAUUAAAGAUGACGAUGAGAUUUUGGAAGAAGGCGUCGGUGAUCCAGACGACGACGAAGUGAUGAAGGAAAAGGAGAAGGCAGUGGAAGAAGAAUGCAAAAAGCAGGCGGCUGAAUUGAAGGCCCGUUUCCCUGAUCUGGAAGUCAUUCAACCGUUGGUGAAGGUGAAGCCAUCUCCUGAUCCAGUCAAGGAAGUGAAAGUCGACAAACCCGUCAUCAAAGCCGAAUACGUCGUCAAAAUACGUUGGUUCCGGGACUUUGCGUUAGAAAAGCGCAUUUCCCAUAUCAUAUAUUGUGUCGAACGACGCGCGUGGCCGGUAGGUAAAUCGUACUCGGCAUACACCGGAUGCCAAGGAAUGGACUUAGACAUUCCGCUCUACGAAACCGUUAAGCAUUUGCCGACGACACUGAAUCAAGUAGCCCGACAUGCAUCAGCUACACCCGAUGUUAUAACCAUAACCACCGAUCAAGGGCUGUCUAAGCAGCUACAAAAUCAAAUAAAUGCCACGACCAUUAAUCCAUUACAAGCGGUGGCUGCGGCUACAAGUAAGAAAAGAAAAAGACACAUUGCUAUUGAUGUUGAGACUGAACGCGCAAAAUUGCAUGCUUUAUUGAAUAGUACUCAAAGUCCAGCCAAUGCGUUCACCGUACCGACGAAAACCACAUCGGCGUGGAACGACGAAGAAUCCAAUGAAUCCCGUCGCAGCACCAAUUCAUCGACGAACCUUCAACCGCCGCCGGCACAUCAACAUCAACCGUUGACUAGGUCUACAUCGCAGACCCAACAGCAAACGUACACAAAGCCCACGGUGAUACCGGGCACAUCGAGUACGCUGACACCAAUUGAUUUGUCCUCAAGUUUGCCAAAGGUUAACAUGGCCGAUAUGUUGAAGAAUCCGAUCGAUUUGUCCGAGGUGCAGGACUUUUCGAUGUCCAAGAAGCAAGGUGGUGCUUCGUCAUUUGCCGGCAAAGGAAAAUUGGACGAUAUGUUGACGAAAUUGAUGAAGAAGAACAACUGCGCCGUUGAGGAGCCAUCAUCAGGUGGAAAAGAAAAGCGUCGACGAAAAUUGGACGAAAUUGUUUUGGGAUUGUCCGCUGCCAAAGAACAGAAAACUUUCCCUGAUCCAUCAUUGCCGUCGUCCAAGAAGCAACAAAUUACACCCAGUGUUUCUGUCACGCCAGCCAGUGCACCGACAUCUUCGUCGAAUCAGUCGAAUCAGAAACCGUUCACAAUCACCGUUACCAGUGUACCCGGUUCAUCGAAAUCAAAUCAAUCGUCCAACCAGUCGAGCAGUGGACUGGCUGCAUUGCAAAAUAUGGCACUGGGCGGUGGAAGCUCAUCGCAAUCGAUGAAGGACUCCAGUCUGAACGCUUUGUUUGCUCAAGCAGCUCAGGCCGAUACGGCGGCAUUUAUCAAACAGCAACAGAAAUUGCUGCAACAAUUGCCAGCCAAUUCACCGCAACGGAAAUCUUACGAGGCCAUUUUAGCGGAAAUGAAGCAAGCGGCCGAUUAUAACAGUUACGUGAACAGUUCCAAAUACAGUUCGCAUGAGGCUAAAGUGAACAAAUGGCUUGCUGAACAAACUGCUGCGUUGAACGACUCUCAUUUGGUUGAUUAUCGACGAUCAUCGUCGUCGUCUUCAUCUUCCCGUCAACAGCAACAACAACAGCAGCAGCAGCAACAACAACAGCAGCAGCAACAACAACAACAACAGCAGCAGCAACAGCAGCAACAACAACACCAAAAUAAUUCAAAUCCGCUGUCAGCUGGAAUGAAGAACUUAACUGGCGAAGAGAAUGUUGCAGUCAUUCAUCGAAUGAGCGGCAAACGCCUAACCGGAAACAAGGCACCUCAACUAAAGCGACUCAAUCAAUGGCUCAACGAAAAUCCGGCCUACGAAAUCGAUCCAAAGUGGAUCGAACUCAUUCAGACGCCUCAGUCGCCAUCGCCAAAACCAUCACCAUCCGAAAGUACAUCGUCUAGUACCUCGUCCAAACAACCGCAUCGCAGUUCAUCGUCCGGUGGACAAUCGGCCAGCUCGAAUCAACAAGGAUCGUAUUCCAGCCCGUCACAAUCGUCGAAGAAGGGACGGCCUAAUUUAAUGGAUGCCAAUGCACAAAUGCAACAAUUUGCUGGUCUGGCUGGGCUGAAUCCUAGCUUGUUGGCCGGUUUACCAAUGGGCGGUUUCGAUCCGAAAAAUCCAUUGCUCAUGCCAUUCGGUGGAAUGCCCGGUUUGGCCGGCAUGGGUGGUGGCUUGGGUAAUUUGAAUAAUAUGAAUCUGUUCGCCAAUUUGGCUGGAUUAUCCGGUUUGGGUGGUAUGGAUGCACAAAGUCUAGCUGCAAUGGUCGCUGCUGCUGGUGGAGCGAAUCUAGGAAAUUUGGGCAAGACGUCAAGCGGAAGCUCGUCAAAAGAACGUAAAUCAGGAGGAUCUUCGUCAUCCACAUCUUCCCAGCAACAACAGCAGCAGCAACAGCAGCAAUCGUCUAGCCAACAACAAUCUUCGAAAACUCCAACAUCUUCGGCAAAUACGUCGGGCUCGAAUUCAAACUUCCCGUUCCUGUUUCCGAAUCCAAGUUUGUUGUAUACGCCUCUCGGUUUGGGUGCACUGAAUCCAUACGGACAUUCGCCUGGAAUGUCCGUUUACGAUCAAUUGGCUCAACAGUACAGUUUACUGAACGGAGGAAUGUCAUCGACUGGUUCUACAUCGACCAGCAAUUCGUCGACUACGACAAAUGCACGUCAAAGCCAAGGCAAAUCGUCUGGCUCGUCAUCGCGAACCAGUGCAAUGGGAGGCUCAUCUACAUCCCAAUCGCCGAGAAGCCGAAAUUCAGCGAUGACAUCGGCUUUGAGCAGAGGUGACACAGCACAAUUACAAAGUUUAUUGAUGCCACAGGAUCCACAUUUGUUGGAAUCGUUGAGCCGUGUGGCCGGACUGGACAUUACGCAAGGUUCUCGUAUGUCCAGCAGUAGCAGCAAUAAAUCUCACAGCUCAUCGAAAGAUAUGUAUGACAAAGCGGAGAAAGAGCGACGAAAGUUGAUGGAAAGCAUUAAUCGUGGCGGACUAAGUGGGCUACCACCUGAUCUAGCUGCGAUGCAAGCGUUUGCUCAAGGUAAAUUACCUUCAUCGUCGUCGAAGAGUUCAAAAGAACCGUCGAUUCCAUUACCCAUGCCACCGGAAUUCAGUCAAGCUCUGUUCGCCGAAAUGGCUGCACAAGCUGCUGCAGUGGCUGCUGCAACAGCAAAUUCAUCGUCAUCCAAAUCGUCAUCAUCAGCAAAACUACGCGAACAAGAAAUGAAAGAGGCUUUCGAACAGUUGAGUAAAUCUCAAGUCGAACUAUUCGCUCGCAAUUUGGGUAUGGGAUCUGGAAUAUCACUGAUUCCCACUUCAUCAUCGUCAGAUCGACACACGUCAUCGAAUGACGAACACAAAUCGAGAAGAUCGCGACAAUCCGAUCAUAUAUCAAUAUCAACACCAAGCAAGGACGAUGUCACUGCUCAUAUGAUCUCGGAUGACAAACCGUCACCGUCACGCCGAAGUGAAACAACAAUGGAAAAGGUAACGCUAACACCAGUGGCUGCGGCUAGCAUUGCCUCACUUCCACCACAAACAACCAUUACGAUUGCACCGACAACAUUGCCUGCGUCAACGUCACACGUUCCAUCGUCGCUAUUGAGCACGAUGAGCAGCAGUAGCAAUGUACCAGAGAAUUUAAGCAGUUCACUGAAACAAAAAUCGCCGACACCACGUCCGAUGCCACCACCGUCACCACAACAGCAACUGUCGAGUCCAACAACUCGAGCAUCACCACUGCCACCGCUACCUCCACCGCAAUCCAUUCCACAAUCACAUCACGAAAUGGAUCUGGAAGACCUAAUAGCACCAUCCAAGGUGUCCAAAGGCAGUUAUGGCGGUGCAAAUGCGGGCGACGAACUGGAAAACAGCAGCGUCAGCGAUCAAGACCACGAAAUGGACAAACAAAAUAUGGAUGCAAGCAGCAACAGCAGCAAUCCAGACGAUUCCGAUAAGAAGGCGACAAGCGGUCGUCGGACGACACGGGGCAAGCGUCCACGAUCGGGCGACGAUUUCGAUGUGAUCGGCAUACCGGAACGGAAACGUGAACUCCGAUCGAGUGCGGGCCGUUUGGCUGCUGCAGCUGCGGCUCGGCAUGCUGCCGAAGCGAAACUGGCCGCAUCAUCACAGGAAACGUUGAAUUUGUCGACUAGUUCGAAUGAUGAUAAUGACCGGAAUGAAUCGUAAAGUGGGUGCGAGAUUCGUUCAGCAAAUUUCGGAAUAUUAAACAAAAUGGGGAGUGUUUGGUGAUUCUGGAAGUGAUUUUGUGAUUUUGUGUUUUACAUUGUUAUUUGGAAUUGGGGAUGCAUAAUCAGUGUGUUCACCGAGUGCGUUAUCGGUUUAUUUUUGGGGAGUAAACCGGAACGUGAGUGUGAGCAAAUGAAUUGCAUUUUCCAAAUGUGUAGACGUUUUAAAAUGUGGAACAAAAAAAAUAUAUUUGUGUAUCGGUCGUGUCUCAUUCAACUGUAUAAAAAAAGAAACAAAACAAAAACCACUUGUAAGAUAUAGUAGGGAAGAGAAGUGUGAGGGGAGAUGAAUUUUUUUUUUUAUUUAUUUAAACAAAUUGCAAAUUAUGCUUAUUACUUGGUAAGGAAAAUAUUCAACUUGUGGUAUUAAAAAUCAAAAGAAAAAGAAAAUUUGAGAAGAGGAAAAAAGUUAAAUUAAAAACUUAAGUGCACAGCGUGUAAAAAAUUAAAUUAAAAUAAAAUUGGUGAAAACUAAACAGACACAGAUGGCAGUGAAUUCAGUACGGACGAUUAUAUUAUUGGAAAAAAAAUGAAUCGCCAGGACGAUUAAGUUUAUUAUUAUUUUUUCUUUAUUUUUUAGUUUUAUAACAUAAUUUUCUUGCGUUUUUUUUCUAAAUAAAUUUCUUAUUUAUGUACACCCAUUCUCAGAAUAAGUAAGACGAGUAAAUUUGAUAGACAAAAAACAUUAAAAAAAAAUAAAUUAAAAGAAAAGAGAAAAAGUUACGCUGUUUAUUUUAGGGAAAAAAGGAAGAAAAAAAUGAGAAAAAUAAAAUAAUUUUUAAACUGUAAAUGCGACUGACUUAGUGACUUUCUUUUUUAACUUAAAUGAUGAAGAAAAAAAAACUAAAAAAAAUUCAACUUAACUGAAAUUAUUGUUUGUAAUUUGUAUAAAUGAACAAUUGUGUUGUCUUUAAAAGAAUAAUAAUAAAAAAAUGGAGAAAAAGCAAAAAAAAAAAAUAUUCAAAUUCAUGAAAAACAAUAAAUAAACAAAAAAAGUCAAUGUUUUUUAGCGUAACAUUGUGAGGAAUUAUUCAAAACAAAAAAAUAAGAAAUGGAAUGGACUAAAAAGAAGAACAGUGUUAUCGUGACAAAUUGAAAAUAAAUAAAAUUUAUAAAAAAAGAAGCGAAAAAGGAAAAAGAAGAGAAAUGGAAAUUAUAAAUUGAUAGAUAGAUGUAGUUCUUAGUGUGUAAUGCAAAACAUACCUUUCUCCACAACCGAAAAGAAAACAUUCAGUAAAACACAAGCAAGAGAGUAGAGAUGAGAGAUAGAGAUAAGAGGGUAGAAGUGAUAGGCUAACCAUUUGGUAAAAUUUUCCUCACAAUUGAUUUUUGUUGCUCAAUUUGUUUGAGUUGCUAAAGUUAUUUUCUGUUUUGUUCUCAACGUCCUGAAAACACAUAAAGCGAAGCGAGUAGGAAAGUCCACAUUUUUCCCCGCGUGCAAAAUCCUCAUAGACAUUUCCAGUUAAAAAAACAGUAUUGGACAAAUUUCCACCAGCGCAAUGUGAAAGGAAUUUUUUUUAAAUAUGACACAGCCGUCGAACUAUAAUUUUCAGCGAUUUCGAUUCCAAAUUUUACGUAUCGGCAGAAUGAAAUUGGAUUUUCCGAGGGGCGGAUAUUCUCCAAGAAAUUUUAAUUAUUUCCUUAGGAUUUACUGAGGAUUUUCGGAUGACUUUCCAUGAUUUUCUUUACGUUUUUGCUGGAUUUUUAAAGAUUUUCAUAAAUUUUGAGGAUUUUCCAGUUUUCAAAAAAAUUUCAAAUGAUUUUCCAACGAUUUUUACCGAUUGAUUUUUGUUUUUCCGCCCAACGGGAUUCUCUGUCGGAAGAAAAUCAAUCAAUUUUAUCAAUGCGCUACCUUUCGCUUGGCAUACAUGACCAAACAUUUCAACAAAAAUGAAGAGAACGCAGCAACAUACUCACCUUUACUCAUUAGAGACUUCUUUGAUUCACGAAAAAGUCUUGUAAAUAUCAGACAUUCGAUUCGAUGGAUUUACAUCCCAAUCGACCAAUUUCCAAUCAAAUAAAUACUUUUCGAAUUCGUUUCCUUUCGUCUUUAAUUCUUCAAUUUCAGCAAAAAUUGAUUCCGAAUAAUGUUUUUUAAAUCAGAAAUUUAUCUGUGGGGUUCAAUAGAAAAUAUUUGAUGAAAAUUGAGGGAGACAUCUCUCAUCUCUCUCACGAAUGAAUUUGUAUAAAUUCAUAAAAUUAGUGAAACAACAUCCUUAAUAUCCAGCGCAGAUUGAAAAUGAAAGUUACAAAUUGAAAUAAAAUUCAGAAUUAAAAUUUUUUUACAGCAACAACACACCCAAUAAUUUGAAACUGAAAAACAAACGAGAAAAACAUUCUUGAAUUAACGAGGAAAAAGUAAAAUGAUGAUAAAAAAUGAGAGAAAAAUUGAAUUGGAAUUUAAGCCCGAUUUCUAUUAGAGCUAAUGUAUUUACGAAAAAUAAAAAAAAAUUAAAAAAACAAAAAAGAAGAAGAAACAAAAGAAACAAAAAAUCUUUUUAAUUAAUUAUAUCUACGACACGAUAUCUAAGUUCUAAUAUAAUUAUUUUAUAUAAUAAACAAAACAAA
Messenger RNA from Bradysia coprophila, 18620 nucleotides. RefSeq names its product chromodomain helicase DNA binding protein kismet (gene kis). The record is from RefSeq and is a predicted model, not a curated record. NCBI's taxonomy places the organism in Eukaryota, Metazoa, Arthropoda, Insecta, Diptera, Sciaridae. Gene Ontology annotation, molecular function: ATP binding; protein binding.